Messenger RNA from Lolium rigidum, 1825 nucleotides. Its product is annotated as glycerol-3-phosphate 2-O-acyltransferase 6-like. The transcript has 2 exons. Gene Ontology annotation, cellular component: membrane. Lineage: Eukaryota; Viridiplantae; Streptophyta; Magnoliopsida; Poales; Poaceae. The record is from RefSeq and is a predicted model, not a curated record. Gene Ontology annotation, molecular function: glycerol-3-phosphate 2-O-acyltransferase activity; phosphatase activity. Gene Ontology annotation, biological process: cutin biosynthetic process. Bases 1 to 1800 code for a protein of 599 amino acids.
AUGGAUUCCCAGCGCAAUCCCUACUCCGGCUCCGAGUUCAAUUGUACAAACAGAGGAGUCCUGUCCCGGCACUCUGCUUUUUCCAGCAAACAAGAACGAGUCUUUGCCAUCGCCGUCGCCAUCAUCAAUGCCGGCCGCCGCCGCGACAGCACCGCUGGUGAGCCGCUGAGCCACCGCAACCACCAACUGGCCGACCCUACGCGCACUCAUACCACCAGUCAAUCACCAACCUCCCGUGCCGUUUCGCCUAACCAUCAACCCAUGGCGCCGCCCAGUCCCACGACGCCAUCACCGCCGAGGUUCCCGCCGCUGUCGGCGUUCGACGCGUCGGCGCGGGAGCGGCGCACGGCGGCGUCGGACCUGGACGGGACCCUGCUCGCCUCGUCCUCGGCGUUCCCCUACUACUUCCUCGUCGCCCUCGAGGCGGGAAGCUACCUGCGCGCCCUGGCGCUCCUGCUCCUCGCCCCGCUCAUCCUGCUCCUCUACACCGCCGUCUCCGAGCCCGCCGCCAUCGCGCUGCUCGUCUUCGCCACCUUCGCCGGGCUCCGCGUGGACGACGUGGAGGCCGUGGCCAGGGGCGUGCUCCCGCGGCACUACGCCGCCGGGGUGCGCGCCGACGCGUGGGAGGUGUUUCGCGGGUGCGGCGCCGGGAGGCGGGUCGUGGUCACCGCGUCGCCGGCGGUCAUGGUUGGCCCGUUCGUGAAGGAGUUUUUGCGUGCCGAGGUGGCUGGCACGGAGCUCAGGACGUUCGCCGGCGGAAGGCGGUUCACGGGGGUGAUCGAGAGCGUGCUCGUUGGGGCGCGGAAGAGGGAGGUCGUGGAGAGGAUGUUCGCCGGCGGCGACAUGCCCGACGUCGGGCUCGGCGAUCGCGAGAGCGACCACGACUUCAUGGCCAUCUGCAAGGAAGCUUACAUGGUGCCCACCAACAAGCGUGCGCCAUGCGCUGCCGCCGACGCGCUGCUCUCCCGUGUCGUCUUCCACGACGGCCGCCUCGUCCGUCGGCCGGACCCGAAGCACGCGCUCUUCUCGCUGGCCUACCUCCCCGUCGGCUUCGCCCUCGCCUUGCUCCGCGUCUGUAUCAGCCUGCACGUCCCAUGGCACCUCGUCCGCCACGCCUACCGGUUUACAGGCAUCCGCCUCACCAUCCGCGGCACGCCACCGCCGCCACCUAGCCGUGGAAUGCCGGGAUCCCUCCUCGUCUGCAACCACCGCACCGCCGUCGACCCCAUCUUCGUGUCCAUCGCGAUGGGGCGGCAGGUGACGUGCCUGACCUACAAUGUGAGUCGGAUGUCGACGGCCAUCUCGCCGGUCCCGACGGUGGUGCUGAUGGGGGACCGAGAGGUCGACAGGGCACGCAUCGUGGCGCUGCUGGAGUCGGGUCGCGACGUGGUGGUGUGCCCGGAGGGGACGACGUGCCGGGAGCAAUGCCUGCUGCGGUUCUCGGCGCUGUUCGCGGAGCUGACGGACCGGAUCGUGCCGGUGGCCGUGGAGGCGGCACAGAGCACGUACUACGGGUCGACGGCGAGCGGGUGGAAGGCCACGGACCCGUGGUUCUUCUACAUGAACCCGCGGCCCGGGUACCGGGUGACGUUCCUGCCGGCGCUGCGGCCCGAGGAGACGUGCGGCGGCGGUGGGAGGAGCGCCGUCGACGUGGCCAGCCACGUGCAGGCGGUGAUCGCCAAGGAACUCAGGUACGAGUGCACUGGGUUUACCAGGAAGGACAAGUACAUGAAGCUCGCCGGCAACAACGGCAGCGUCACCGAUGAGUGUGAGCAGAAUGGCCGCAAGAAGCUUGCCUGAAUUGUGGAACUGUAUAUAUGGACCA